Molecule: messenger RNA, 312 nt
Organism: Phytophthora sojae
Lineage: Eukaryota; Oomycota; Peronosporomycetes; Peronosporales; Peronosporaceae
Exons: 5
Coding region: 1-312 (103 amino acids)
Biological process (GO): C-terminal protein lipidation; autophagosome assembly; autophagy of mitochondrion
Cellular component (GO): Atg12-Atg5-Atg16 complex; phagophore assembly site membrane; cytoplasm
Source: RefSeq, a predicted model, not a curated record
AUGGCAGAUGCGGAUGCAGCGGCGGCGGCGAGGCCUCUGGGCCCAGCGAAAGUGACGCUGCAGUUUGUGGCGGUGGGCAGCGCACCGCUGAUGAAGCGCACCAAGUUCACCGUCAGCGGGCACGACCAGCUCAGUGUGGUGUACAAAUUCUUGAGGAAGCAGCUCCGACUCAAGGACAAUGAGUCCUUGUUUGUGUAUUGCAAUAGCUCCUUUGCGCCGUCACCGGACCAGAGGCUCAGCUCACUGUUUGAGAGCUUUCAAGUGGGGAAUGUAUUGGUGCUAAACUACAGCCUGACGCAGGCCUGGGGAUAA